UUAUCUCGAAAAAGACUUUUUUCAGAUUAAUUGAGAUUACCGUGGUUAGAAGGCAAGAGCAUCGAAAUUCGAAAUCUCCUUUUUUUUCUGAAAAUUUUUGUACGAAAGUCGUAAUAGUAGCCCCCCCCAUAAUACAAGCCCCCCCUAAAAGUUUUGAACGCUUGGACAGUUUAGAAGCCCCGGAGGCUUUUAUUAUGGGGGGGGGGGUUUAUGGCAUUUCUGGAUUAUUUAAAAGUGGAAGGAACGCAAUACUUGGAAAGUCUUAUUUUCUCCUCUCUCUCUCUUCCGAUGUAAUAAUAUUGGUCAAAUUUAUUUAGGUCCCACUGGAUCUCGGAAAACUUCUUUGCUAGAUAUUUUGGCCGACAGAAAAGAUCGACAAUGUUUAACUGGAAAGGUACUUAUUGAUGGGGAGCCACAAUUAAAUGAUUCCGAAUAUCGCAUCGGUUAUGUUGUUCAAGAUAAUAUUCUCAGUGGCACUUUAACUGUACGUGAGAAUUUAACAUUUUCAGCAAAUUUGCGUUCAUCAAAUUUAGUAGCACAAGAAGAAAAACGAAAUAUUGUUAAUCAAGUCAUAUGUCAAUUAAGAUUAAAUGAAUGUGCUGAUUCACUAGUCGGAACACAGUUUACUCGGGGAUUAUCUGGAGGAGAAUGUAAACGAACGAAUAUUGGAAUGGAAUUAGUUUUUUCGCCCAUGAUUAUCCUUUUGGACGAACCAACCAGUGGUGAGCUUCUGUUUUCUUGCUAUUUAGCAUAUGAACUCGAAAAAUAUCAUUCCGAUAUUUGGUGA
Messenger RNA from Didymodactylos carnosus, 787 nucleotides. The record is from the annotation of a GenBank genome assembly. Lineage: Eukaryota; Metazoa; Rotifera; Eurotatoria; Philodinida; Philodinidae.